AUGAAGAUCACCGCUCUCGUAUCCUUGGCUGCCGCUGUCCUAGUCAUCGCCGAAGCUUCGCCUCUCAGGAGCCCCCCAAGACACGGUCAUGCUAUUCCUCUGGAACGCAACCCCAACUACAAGCACAACACCAAGGCUCAGAUCAACAAGAUGAACUCCCGUUAUGGCAACAAAGCUGGCACCCGCAUUCAGGCUGGAUCUAGCGGCCGUGUUCCCUUGACCAACGUCAAACACGACCUUGAGUACUACGGCAGCGUCUCUGUCGGAACCCCUGCUCAGGUUGUCAAGCUGGACUUUGAUACUGUGAGUAUCCCCCCAAAAAUUGACGUCCGAAACGCAUUACGCUUGAUCAAGACUACUCACAUUUCGACUGCAUAUUAA
Molecule: messenger RNA, 381 nt
Organism: Gamsiella multidivaricata
Lineage: Eukaryota; Fungi; Mortierellomycota; Mortierellomycetes; Mortierellales; Mortierellaceae
Exons: 1
Coding region: 1-381 (126 amino acids)
Source: RefSeq, a predicted model, not a curated record